ACUCCUUCUAGUUCUUUCUAGGGUGUCUGUCUGAGCUACUCGGUACAACGUGUCUUCUUCAUUAUGGACCAGCGGAAAGUGCGGGAGCUGCAGGAGUUCGUGCGGUUGUGUCAGAGUAACCCAGACAUUUUGCACUGCCCCGAGUUCAAGUUCUUUGCGGACUGGCUCAUUAGCAUGGGGGCUUCAGUUCCAGCUCCUACAAACAAAGAACCACCUACACAUACCAAGAAGGAGACACCAGUGAAGGAAGAGAGAACACCCUCGCCUCCCCCCAAACCAGAGAGUGAGGAGAGUGAUAUUGAGAUUGAUAACGAGGGAGUGGUUCCUGGAGAUGAUGAUGAACCACAAGAGAUGGGAGAUGAAUCUGUAGAGGUUACGGAAGAAAUGAUGGAUCAGGCCAAUGAAAAGAAAGUAGAAGCAAUUAAUGCUUUGGGAGAAGGUGAGCUUGAAAAGGCCAUUGAACUGUUUACUGAAGCCAUAAAACUGAACCCACGGAUCGCAAUUUUAUAUGCAAAAAGAGCAAGUGUGUAUGUUAAGCUACAGAAGCCAAACGCAGCAAUCCGUGACUGUGACCGAGCAAUAGCCAUUAAUCCUGAUUCAGCACAGCCAUACAAGUGGAGGGGGAAAGCACACAGACUUCUAGGACACUGGGAAGAUUCCGCCCAUGACCUGGCCAUAGCAUGUAAACUGGAUUAUGAUGAGGACGCAAGCACUUUACUGAAGGAAGUGCAGCCACGAGCAAAUAAAAUUGCAGAGCAUCGGAGAAAAUACGAACGCAAGCGUGAGGAAAGAGAAAUAAAUGAGAGAAAGGAGCGUCUGAAGAAAGCCAAAGAGGAGAAUGAGAGAGCACAAAGGGAAGAAGAGGCUCGUCAUCAGGCAGGAGAGCAGUUUGGUGGAUUCCCAGGUGGGUUCCCUGGAGGAAUGCCUGGCAUGGGCGGAAUGCCUGGCAUGGGCGGAAUGCCUGGCAUGGGCGGAAUGCCUGGCAUGGGCGGAAUGCCUGGCAUGGGAGGAAUGGCUGGAAUGCCAGGAGUCAGUGACAUUUUAUCAGAUCCAGAAGUGCUGGCAGCCAUGCAGGACCCUGAGGUGAUGGCUGCAUUUCAAGAUGUAGCUCAAAAUCCAGCCAACAUUUCAAAGUAUCAGAACAACCCCAAGGUGAUGAACCUAAUCACCAAACUGUCAAGUAAAUUUGGGGGAAGUGCAUAACCUGCUGAGGAGUCUAAGCAAUACAGGAAAUAAGCCAAUGGUCGGGCCAUAUCCGUUAUCACGCUGGUGUGGCCUGCUGUAUUUUCUUCUCCCUUAUUACCCUCUGAUGUGAUUGCUGCUGUACCACAGAAAUCAGCCAGCAUUCAGCAUUUAUUCCUAUGACAGAUACGGUUCUAGAGAUAUGGAGGUUAAUGUUCAUGUUUUGAUUUUUUCCUAGCUUGUCUGGAAGGAGUUUGUGUUUUAAUAGGCAAAUUCAGUCCCAUUCUGGAGAUGCAGUCCACUUUAUCCAAGUAUACUUUGUAUAUUAGCACUGUAAUAAAGUAGGGCAAUAAAAGCACUUGGCUGUUUUUCCUCCAAUUGGCCACCAUGUCCAAAGCAAGUUAUCUGAAAGAAAAAUCUGGAAUCUGUAUGUACUCCUCCUAAAGCCUGAGAUUUCACUGGAUUUUAUUAAUAAAGGCCGUUUCACCUCUCCGCCUCAAUGAUAAAGAUUUUGGUACCCCUUCCAGCCACCCAAUCUCCUUUCACUAAUGACUUCAACAUAACAAGCCAUUAAAGAAGCUCUGCACAAACUGGAAAAUGUGUAUUUUGACUUACUUUAACUAUUUUUAACUACAUAAAUAUGCCUCCAGCUGGCAAUCAUCAUCAUUA
Molecule: messenger RNA, 1851 nt
Organism: Xenopus laevis (African clawed frog)
Lineage: Eukaryota; Metazoa; Chordata; Amphibia; Anura; Pipidae
Gene: st13.S
Product: ST13, Hsp70 interacting protein S homeolog
Exons: 12
Coding region: 64-1203 (379 amino acids)
Cellular component (GO): cytoplasm
Molecular function (GO): Hsp70 protein binding; protein dimerization activity
Source: RefSeq, marked provisional